AGGAAAUUUAAACUGCGAUAUUUAACACUCCUUGCCCGCCACGACAUUAUUCGCUCCAUGCUUGCUCGUCCAUCAAGAUGGAUGAAGCUUCUGAGCCAUCAGCGCAACGCGCUCCAGAUUCAUCAAAGACUGAAACCCGUGGGGACGGAGGUCAAAAUGGUGACAAGAAACGCAAGUUUGACGACCGCGACCGCAGGAGAGGCAAAGGCAAGCACCUACAGCACGGCAGCCAUCCUAAUAAGAAGAGAAGUAUGGGACGUAAGGAAGCAUCCCGUGAUCAAUUAGAUCGCAGAGGCCGCAACGAAGCGCAACAAGCGAAGCGCAAGGAGAAGGGGGAAGACGAAGAUUCCAUUUUACCAGCAGCAUUUCCGCAAGAGGAAUUGGAUGCCGAGGCGCGCAGACCGAAACGGAAAGUUGCUGUACUUCUGGGUUAUUCGGGCACAGGGUACAAGGGCAUGCAGAUCGACAACAGACAGAAGACAAUUGAGGGGGAUUUGUUCAACGCAUUUGUGGCGGCUGGUGCCAUAUCUAAAGCUAAUGCCGACGAUCCCAAGAAAUCCUCACUGGUUCGUUGCGCUCGUACUGACAAGGGUGUUCACGCCGCAGGGAAUGUGAUCUCUUUGAAGUUGAUAAUCGAAGAGGAGGACAUUGUCGAAAAGAUCAACAGCCAUCUCUCUGAACAAAUCAGGAUUUGGGGUAUUCAGAGAACCACAGGUUCUUUCAGCUGCUAUCAAGCAUGCGAUUCUCGUUGGUACGAAUACCUGAUCCCGACUCACUCGUUUCUCCCGCCCCAUCCUUCCAGCUUCUUAGGCAAGAAAUUGGAGGAGCUCGCGAUUCAGAAAGAGGACCUGGAGAACUACCGUCAACGACAAGCCGAAGUCGCACAUUUCUGGCCCGAGACAGAGGAAAAGUACAUCAAGCCGAUUUUAGAGAGUCUUGAUGACUCGAUCCGCCCUCUCGUAGAAGAGGCCCUUUAUUCCACCGAAGCCACUGACGCAGCGGAGCCUGAUCCAGUGAUUGAUGCCGCGACCGAAGAGGGCGUGUUGAACAAUGCGAACACGGACGCACCAGCGACCGAUGGGGUCUCAAAAGAGGUUGAUGAGACUGCACGGGAAGCAUCUGCAGAUGGAGUUCAAGCGACAGUUGACAAGAUCCAAGAGCAACAGCCUAAUUUAAAGAUGGACGAUUCAACAGACGGCACCAUUCCGCUUCCCGACUCUGUCGUUAACAAGCCUGCGCUUGAGACUGCCAUCAAAGCCUUGAAGAGGGCAUAUAUGAGUGCCAAGAAGGCCUAUCGUAUCUCUCCAGAAAGACAGAAGCGUGUACAGGAUGCCUUGAACAUAUAUCUUGGAACGCAUAAGUUUCACAAUUACACCGUCCAGAAGAAGUUUAAUGACCGAUCUGCUCAGCGAUACAUCAAGUCGUUCAAAGUUGCGGAUAAACCCAUUAUCAUCAACGAUACGGAAUGGCUAAGCUUGAAGAUCCAUGGUCAGAGUUUCAUGAUGCAUCAGAUCCGCAAGAUGGUUGGAAUGGCCUCCCUAACCGUGCGUUGCGGCACAAAUCCUGCGAUCAUGCAUGAGUCUUUUGGGAAUGUCACAGUCAGGAUCCCGAAAGCUCCAGGACUGGGACUAUUACUGGAAAGGCCAGUUUUUGAUUCCUACAACGAAAAGCAGGCGAAGCAAAAUGGCAGGGAUAACAUCGACUUCAAUAAGUAUAAUAAGGAGAUUGAAGAUUUUAAGGAGCGAGAGAUCUACCAGCGCAUCUUCCGCGAAGAAUCUGAAGGAAACCAGUUCAACACGUUUUUCACCCAUCUUGACAACUACAAAGAUUCAACGUUCUUAUUUCUUACCUCCGGGGGCAUUGAAGCGACAAAGAAGAAGCUUGAGAAUAAGGCCAUACAAGGCAAGUGGGAGGACGAAUCGGACGAUGAGAAUGCUUCUGGUGGAGAAGGAUAGGUGACUAGACGCAAAGAUAUAGACCCAUCUCCCAUGUCCAGCAGAAUAAUCUAUGCACAUUUCUGCACUGACGCCAUCUUCUUCUACCGCGUACAUGACCAAUCUAUGAAGAAUGUAGCCCAUUACUGCUAUCGCCUACUCACGCAUCUGAACGAAGAUGGGUGUUGCCCCACCGAAUAUUCUACAUUCCCGAUGUCAUUUGGUGUUUUCCUACUCGUACGAGGUAUGAUUAACUGUUGUGAGUGACGUUCCGUAAAUAGGAACAAGGCGGGAAG
Molecule: messenger RNA, 2230 nt
Organism: Aaosphaeria arxii CBS 175.79
Lineage: Eukaryota; Fungi; Ascomycota; Dothideomycetes; Pleosporales
Product: pseudouridine synthase
Exons: 3
Coding region: 78-1955 (625 amino acids)
Biological process (GO): tRNA pseudouridine synthesis; mRNA pseudouridine synthesis
Cellular component (GO): nucleus
Molecular function (GO): pseudouridine synthase activity; RNA binding
Source: RefSeq, a predicted model, not a curated record